Molecule: messenger RNA, 1482 nt
Organism: Suillus subaureus
Lineage: Eukaryota; Fungi; Basidiomycota; Agaricomycetes; Boletales; Suillaceae
Product: aspartic peptidase domain-containing protein
Exons: 5
Coding region: 40-1242 (400 amino acids)
Biological process (GO): proteolysis
Molecular function (GO): aspartic-type endopeptidase activity
Source: RefSeq, a predicted model, not a curated record
CAUAUAAAACGGCCCAGCUAGGAAGGAUGCCUCAGGAAGAUGGUUCCCUCCAGAUCGCUUUCAUGUAUUCUUACCCUGCCGGCGCUUGCCUUCCUCUCGCUAUCAGCGAGCGCUUUGCCUCAUGCUCGGACGGCAUCAAGCACAGCUGCUCUGAAGCUCGCCGUUAGAGUAAACUCGUACGGGAUCAAGAACAUCGCGGCUGCAGAUCGAGCUCGAAUCCAAGCCUUACAAGCUGACGGCAGCUCUUCCGUCAAUAUAACCAAUACUGGGACGACAUACACCGCUAACAUUGGCGUGGGGAAUCCAGCAACGUACUAUACAUUCCUGCUAGACACCGGAAGCUCAAACACCUGGAUUGGGACUAAUAAGGCUUACCAGAAGACUUCCACGAGCUAUGACACAGACGGCACAUUCAACAAUCCGAAAUACGCUUCUGGGGAGGAAUACCUAGACUAUGUAACGCUCAACUCUGAUCUGGUCAUCUACAACCAGUCCAUUGGCGUCGCAUCCACUGAUCCAGGGCUGGGUGAUGUGGAUGGACUCCUUGGCCUUGGACCAGUUAAUUUAACACGUGGCACCGUCAGUAAUGCUGAUACAGUUCCAACUGUGAUGGACAACCUCUAUGCGCAGGGGUCCAUUAAUUCGGAAGUACUGGGAGUAUUCUUCGCACCCGCUUCCUCUGACGAUACCAGCGGCGAGCUCACAUUCGGCGGUUAUGAUGCCUCCAAAAUUACUGGAGACGUCAAUUAUGUGUCGAUCACAUCGACAUCUCCAGCGAGCAGUUAUUGGGGCAUUGACCAAUCCAUCACUUAUGGGGACACCGAGAUUUUGAGUCAGACAGCCGGUAGCGUCGAUACCGGGACUACCCUCAUUCUCAUUGCCUCUGAUGCCUUCAGCACAUAUCAGUCUGCUACGGGAGCAACCCCGAAUGAGAGCACUUGCUUGUUACAAAUCUCAUCUGAUCAGUACGACCAGCUCUCAUCCUUGUAUUUCACCAUUGGUGGGGUCACUUAUGAGCUUACCCCAAAUGCUCAAAUCUGGCCCCGAUCACUGAACACCGCCAUUAACGGUACCACCGACGGCAUAUACCUGAUCGUUGCUGACAAUGGGAGCCCCUCUGGUUCUGGCUUGGAUUUUGCCAACGGCUACUGUUUCCUCGAGCGGUUUUACUCAGUGUAUGACACGGAGAACUCCCGAGUCGGGUUCGCCACCACUGAGUACACCGAUGCUACGACAAAUUAGCCACAGUCCUUCGAGAAGAUCGCAUACCCGGGGCCAUAUUAACAUACCCCCAAGAAUAUUCGUUGCUUGUAUAUUUCAUGACAUUCAUUUAACCCUGUUGAUAUCACGUACGAGUCGUACUCGUGAACAAAGACACUAUACUUAUCUCAAAUUAGAUGUAGUUGUUCUGUUUCCGCCAAAUACGCCUGUCGAAACCCCUCCAGAAGAUGCAAACCAACUGAGUACCCGUAGAAAAUCCAG